AUGGCGGAAGAUAUUUCAGCUCCGCCGCAAGGGGACGAGAGGGGGAGCGCGCAGGAGGGGGCGAACGUGCAGGGGGAAGCGCUUCCGCAGGGGGAAGCGCGCGCACAGGGGGAAACCGGGGGAAAGGGGGAAGCUGGGGGAGCGGAGCUGAUGGACACCAGCGCUGCGCCGAAGCAGGGGCUGUCGCUCCUGCUGGCGUCAGCGGAGCUCAUCAGCCAAGGCGCGGAAGCGAGAGUGUUCGCAACGACGUUCUGCGGGCGGCCAGCGAUACUCAAGCAGCGCUUUGAGAAGAAGUACCGCCACCCCACGCUCGACGCCCGACUCACCUCCAAGCGCCUACACACGGUGAGUGCUCCUCUCCAAGUGCUCCUCUCCUCCCACCUAUCCUCUGUUGAUGUUACUUUUGAGAAUCCUCUCCUAUGCCGUCCCCACUGUGAUCUCCCCCGUGUACCUUGUUUUUCCUCUGCCUGCCAGCCAGUCUGUAGGGAGAAGGAUAGGUAUAGAUGCACUGUCGUGCUCGUUCUUCUCUCUCUCCCUCACUCCCCCACCCUGAUCUUAGGAGGCGAGGCGAGGAGCAUGGUGCGGGCAGCGAGGCUGGGAGUGGCAGUGCCGGUGCUGUAUGGAGUGGAGGAGGGGGAGCGGGACCAAUAUAGAUGGACUGUCAAUCCACCCUGUUCUCCCUCCCUCCCCCACCCUGAUCCCAGGAGGCGAGGAACAUGGAACAUGGUACGGGCAGCAAAACUAGGAGUGGCGGUGCCGGUGCUGUAUGGAGUGGAGGAGGGGGAGCGGUGCAUCGUGAUGCAACGAGUGGGAGGGCGCAGCGUCAAGGACCUCCUCCUCUCCCUCGCGCACCACUCCCCUCUUGCUGAUGCAUGCACCACCUCCCUCACUGGAAUGCCUCCCUCACUGGAACGGCCUCCCUCCCUCGGCCACUCCCCCCCUCCCUCCGUUCCCCCACUCCCCACGCUCCCUCCCCCGCCCCACUCCCAGGAGGCGAGGAACAUGGUGCGCGCAGCGAGACUAGGAGUGGCGGUGCCGGUGCUGUACGGAGUGGAGGAGGGGGAGCGGUGCAUCGUGAUGCAACGAGUGGCAGGGCGCAGCGUGAAGGACCUCCUCCUCUCCCUCGCUCACCACUCUCCCACUGCUGCUGCUGCUGCUGCUGCUGCUUCAGCUGCUGCUACCAGCUCAGACUCACCAGUCAGUACAGACACAGACACAGGCACAGGCACAGGAACAGGAACAGGAACAGGAGUUGGCGCAGGCUCAGGCACGGUUGAGGAUAGGGCGGGGGGCAAGGGAUUACAUCCACGGGUGGAGGAGGUGGCGGCGUGGAUGGGCGAGGCGAUAGCAAAGCUGCAUGACGGCGGCAUGGUGCAUGGCGAUCUCACCACCUCCAACAUGCUGCUCUCGCCCCUCCCCCCUUCCACUGCUGCUGCUGGUUGUGCUGCACCUUCAGCACUUGAGGCGCCUCAAGGGGCGAUAGCAAAGCUGCAUGAUGGUGGCAUGGUGCAUGGCGACCUCACCACCUCCAACAUGCUGCUCUCGCCCCUCCCUGCUGCUGGAUCUGUGGCUUCACCAACAGCAGCAGCAACAGGAACCCCAGCAGCAGCAGCAGUGUCAUCUGAAGCAGGAGCAGCGGCAGGAGGGGCAGCUGGGGCAUUGUCAUUGCAAGCAGCAGCAGUGGGGGCAGGGAGGGAGCGCGUGGUGGUGAUAGACUUUGGGCUGAGUUUCAACUCAACCAUAGCGGAGGACAAGGCUGUGGACCUCUACGUGCUUGAGCGGGCACUCAUCUCCUUGCACUCCAGCAACGGGGAUAUUGUACGUACUCCAGGGGUAGCGGGGGUAGUGGGGGCAGUGGGGGCAGGGAGGGAGCGCGUGGUGGUGAUAGACUUUGGGCUGAGUUUCAACUCCACCAUAGCGGAGGACAAGGCAGUGGACCUCUACGUGCUCGAGCGGGCACUCAUCUCAUUGCACUCCAGCAACGGGGAUAUUGUGCGUACUUACCCUGCGCACUUCACAUCACACGCCAACCACUUGCAAGCCAGCCUGCCUUUCCUUUUUUCUCCCCGCGCUGCUCCAAACUUGGCCUUCCUUCUUCCCCUGUGCCCUCUCCCCCUCCCAGUGUCUUGUUCUGUUUUACGUGCGUUUUCUUCCCUGGCUUUGACUCUUGCAUCGCUCUUGACAGUAAGCUCCCCCGUUGUCUUCCUGCUUGUUAAUUCAUCUUAUCCAUCUGUGACAUCAGAUGUCGGCGGUGUUAACAUCGUAUCGCCACCAUUCACGGUUCUGGAGCGCCACACUGAACAAGCUGGGGCAAGGCGCGCUCUCUCUCCUACCAUCUCCCACCGCACACCUGCCUCCACGUCAUCAUCCACAGCAUCAGCCACGUCAUUCUUGCCGCUGAUUGGUCCCAGCAACCGCGCCUUCCACAGUAGCAUCCCCACCGCUCGCAACGGCUGGGGCUUCGGAUCUGACGACACGUGGCAGAAUCUAGGAACAUCUUCAUCCUCGCUAACCAAUUGGGGCGUGCGAAUCGUCCCCGAGAAGAGCGCCUUCGUUAUAGAGCGAUUCGGGAAAUACUACAAGACCCUAGGUUCCGGUAUCCACCUCUUAAUUCCGUUAGUAGACCGAAUCGCGUACGUGCACUCGCUGAAAGAGGAGGCGAUUCCGAUUCCGAACCAAUCGGCGAUCACCAAGGACAACGUCAGCAUUCAGAUCGACGGCGUUCUGUACGUCCGGAUCGUGGAUCCGGUGCAGGCAUCGUACGGUGUGGAGCGGCCGCUGUAUGCGGUGGUGCAGCUGGCACAGACGACCAUGCGCAGUGAGCUGGGGAAGAUCACCCUUGAUAACACAUUCGAGGAACGAGACAUUCUCAACACCAACAUUGUGAGGGCAAUCAACGAAGCUGGUCAGGCAUGGGGCAUUGAGUGCCUAAGAUACGAGAUCCGUGACAUCUCGCCUCCUCCGGGCGUGCGAGCGGCCAUGGAGAUGCAGGCUGAGGCGGAGAGGCGGAGGCGUGCGCAAGUGCUCGAGUCUGAGGGUGACAGGCAGGCGAACAUUAACAUGGCCGAGGGGCGCAAGACUGCAGUCAUCCUCGAAUCAGAGGCCGCCAUGUCAGACCAAAUGAACCGAGCCAAGGGAGAGGCGGAGGCGAUAGUGGCAAGGGCGAGGGCAUCAGCGGAGGGCAUUGAUAUGCUGGCCAGAGCGCUCAUGGCUGAAGGGGCAAGCCAGGCUGCAAGCCUGCGAGUGGCAGAGCAGUACGUGGCAGCGCUGGCGAAUCUGGCGAAGCAGGGAACGACAGUGCUGCUGCCGAGCAACGUGGGCGACCCCUCCUCCAUGGUGGCGCAAGCACUCGCCAUCUAUAAGACCGUAUCUGGCUCCCCUGCAGGUGUGACUGUACCGAGCACCCCUACAGGCGUAACUGUAUCCGGUGAUGCUGUAACAGGUGCAGCAGCCACUGGUGCAAGUGAGCCGAGGAAAGCUGGGCCCUUCAGCUCGCAGGAGAGGGAUCGAGAGAUGGUGACUGCGAGCAGGACGAGUGGCAGCGAGGUGGUGAAUGGUGGUGGUGGUGGUGGUUAUUUCGGUGGUGGUGAUGGUGCUGGUGGGUCCGCUUACAGCUUAGCGCCUCACCCGCGGCUCGCCUCACCCGAUGCUAACAUCACCCGCUGCUCGCAUCACCCGCUGCUCGCAUCACCCGCUGCUCGCAUCACCCGCUGCUCGCAUCGCCCGCUGCUCGCAUCACCCGCUGCUCGCAUCGCCCGCUGCUCGCAUCACGCGCUGCGCGCCUCACCCGCGACUCGCCUCACGGGCUGCGUGCCUCACGCGCUGCGCGCCUCACUCGUUGCGCGCCUUACGCGCUGCUCGCCUCACACGCUGCUCGUCUCACGCGCUGCUCGCCUCACACGCUGCUCGUCUCACGCGCUGCUCGCCUCACAAGCCACUUCGUUCGUCAAAACGUCUCGCUUUCAUCGGGACCGCCUUCUCUCGUUCGUCCCCCUCAUUUCCCCCCUUCUCCCUCUCAUUUCCCGACCUGGUCCCCCUGAUUUCACCCACUUCUCUCUCUCAUUUCCCCCCUUUCUCCCUCUUAUUACCCUCCCUUCUCCCUUUAAUCUCCCCCUUUCUCCCCCUCAUUUCCCCCCCUUCUCCCUCUCAUGUUCCUCCCUUUUCCCUCUCAUUUCCCUCCUCCUCCCUCUCAUUAACCCCCCUUCUCUCUCUCAUUUCCCCCCCUUCUCCCCCUCUCAAAUUCCCCCCGACUCGCUCUCAAAUCCCCCUCUUAUCCCUCUCACCCCCCCCCCUUCACCCCCUCAUCCCCCCCCCCCUUCUCGCCCUCAUUUUCCCCCCUACUCCCUCUCACUUCCACCCUUGCUCCCUCUCAUUUCCCCCCUUGCUCCCUCUCAGCUCCCCCCCUACUCACCAUCAUUCCCCCUCCUGCUCCCUCUCAUUCCCCCCCCCUUCUCCCCCACAUAUCCCCUCUUCUCGUUCUUAAUCCCCCCCUCAUCCCUCUCAUCCCCUCCCCCCUUCUCCCUCUCAUUUCCCCCUCUUCUCCCCCUCAUUUUCCCCCCUUCUCCCCCUCAUUUCCCCCCCUUCUCAACUCUCCUUUCCCCCCUUGCUCCAUCUCAUUUUGUCCCCAUUCCCCCUCUCAAAUCCCCCCCUUCUAGCUCUCAAAUCCCCCUUUUCUCCCUCUCUUCCCCCCCCCCUCUUCUCCCUCUCAUUUCCCCCCUUGCUCCCUCUCAUCCCCCCCCCCCCUUCUCGCCCUCAGUUCUCCCCCUGCUCCCCCUCACUUACCCCCCUUCUCCCUCUCACUUCGCCCUCUUCCCACCCUCAUUCCCGCCCUUCUCCCUAUCAUUUUCCCCCCUACUCCCUUUCAUUUCCCCCUUGCUCACCAUCGUUUCCCCCUUCUCCCUCUCAGUUCCCCUGCUUCCCUCUCAUUUCCCCCCUUCAACCGUUCAUUUUCCCCCCUUCUCCCCUUCUUCCCCCCUCCUUGCUCCCCCUCCUUACAGGGUGGUUCCAUUGCACAAAUGCGGCCACUCGUGCACCUCUCUCUUUGCGCCUACUUCUUCUGUCCCUACCCCUACUGUCACUGCUGCUGCCAUUGCCGGAGCUGCCCCUGCUGCCUCUGCCAGUGUUCCUUCCUCAGGCACAAGACCCCCACAACCUCUAUCCCAAUCCCCCCACUCCUCUCACUAG
Molecule: messenger RNA, 5184 nt
Organism: Closterium sp. Naga37s-1
Lineage: Eukaryota; Viridiplantae; Streptophyta; Zygnematophyceae; Desmidiales; Closteriaceae
Source: the annotation of a GenBank genome assembly